AUGAUUCGGUGUAGUCAAGAGAGUGUCCUGUCCGAGGUCCAUCCGAGGCUGUUGGAGGAAGCAGUGUUCCCACCACGUAGCAUUUCUUUCCCACCUGGUUUGGUCCAUUGUUUAGCAAGACGGUUGACCACAAUGAACUCUCCCUCGACUACUCAUCAUCCUCACCAUCCUCAUCAUCAUCAUCAUCGCACCAUCACGAGCUGUCGCAACAUGACGACCACCACCAAGUUCCGCGCUCUGUUUGUGUGCACCAUGAUUGGGACGGCGAUAGUAUUUGGCUUGGCGACGUAUUUCAUCUUGAGGCAUAUGGAGUCCAACACGGCGGAAGAGACAUUCGAGUCCAUUGCCGCAUCGGCGCUGGAACAAGCUCAAGCCAUUGCCGUGCGUAAGCAACAAGGCGCAGACAGUUUGGCGAAUGCGCUCUCCUAUGCCUUUCCUGCGGCCAGUCAAUGGCCCUUUGUAGGACUCCGCGGAUACACGCAGCUGGCCACCAAGGUGGCAGCCAUGAGCGCCACGGCCGGACACGGCUUCAUGGCGGUCGUCCGUGAAGAUCAGAUUGCCGACUUUGAAGCACACACCAAAGAACUCUACGAACGAUUCCAGUAUCCGCCCAAAGCGGGCAAUUCGGCGUUUGGCUUUGGCAUUUGGGAAGAGCAACUCGACAAGGACAAGUGCGAGUACGAGGAUUGCCGCUUUCACCAGAAUACAACAGAGCGCAUCUGGAACAAUCGAUACAACAUUUCAAUCCCUUUUUUGCAGCACAAGAACACCUUGAAGAAACCAGCCAUAUUGAUGCGGAACCUGCAUCAGUUCGAACUUCGUGGAUCUCUCAUGGAGCGCAUCAUUGAUUGCGGCAAUGCCGCUCCGGCCAACUCCACCGAAUCGCCCAAAUGCGGAUCCGUGACGGACUUUACCACCAUUUUCAUCCGUCCCGGACCUAGUGCCGUCUUUUUCGAUCCCAUCUUUCCUGCGGACGAUCCCACGACAGUCGUCGGAUUCAUUGGAACGUCCAUCAAUUGGGAAGAAGUAUUGACGGAUGUCGUACCCGACUUUGUCCAUGGACUCGACUGCGUUGUGAGCAAUGAGCGAGGAGACAGUUUCACUUACAGUAUGGAACACGGACAACCGCGUCUCGUGGGAGAAGGAGAUUUUCACGAAGACAACUAUGAUCACAUGGGACGAUCCAUUCUGCUCAAUGACAUGUACGAAACGCAGGCCAAGGGCAGUGCCAAGUUCACUCUCACAGUCUAUCCGACCCAAGAAAUGUACGACAAUCAUUCUUCCCAAGUGCCGCUCUUUGCCGCGAUUGGAUUCGUCGCGGUGAUUGUCUUUUGCACGCUCGUGUUCUUCCUCUACGAUCAUUUUAUGAAGUACGAAGCACACCAGCGCAAAGUUGUGCUGGAAGCCAAGAGACGCUUCGUUCGAUUUGUGAGCCACGAAAUUCGAACUCCUCUCAACGUAGUUUGUAUGGGACUGGAUCUCAUGAUCACAGAACUGCGAGAGCAUCUCGAUGCUAUCGUGGCCAAGGACAAAGAGGCGGAAGCCAAAAAGAAGAAAGAGGAUGAAGCCAAAAAGCCGCAACCUCUCUUUGCAAUGUCCUCUGCAACGCCUCCUCCUCCCUCCCCUCUCUUUGCAAUGUCCCCCGCCGCGCCUCUUCCUCCCACAUCCUCCUCUCCUCCUACUUCCGGACAACAAGACACCACUACGAACGAUAUUGAUGCCGAACAACUACUAGUGUUGGCCAAUGAAAUCCAAGAAAACUCUCAAAAUGCCGUCCAAGUCCUCUCUGACCUGCUCAACUUUGACCGCGUCACGAGCGGGACGUUUGAUCUCGAAUUUCGCUCGGUCCACAUCUUCCGCAGCAUUCGCAAGACAGUUGGAGAAUUCGCCAUUCAGGCACGGAAUCGAAACAUUAACAUUCUUACCCACACCGUCAUCGAGGGCAAUGACGACCCCAGAGCGUCCGAGGAACGACUCUUUGUGCUCGGUGACGAGCGACGUCUCAAUCUCGUGGUUCGAAACUUGAUUUCAAACGCGUUGAAAUUCUGCGAAAACAAAGACAUUCACGUUACCAUUUCGCACUUGCCCAAGGGCUUGCCCGAUGCGGAGGUCACACCCGAAAUGGUCAAGGAACCUGAAGACCACGGCAUGAUUGUGGAACACAGUCAACGAGCAGGUGCCAUCCGAAUUGCGGUCAAGGACAAUGGAGUGGGACUCAACCAGGACCAAUUGGCGUUGCUCUUUAACGAAGGAGUUCAAUUCAAUCCAGAGAUUCUGCAACACGGAGGUGGCAGUGGGUUGGGUCUUUGUCUGACACGAGAGAUUGUGCAUCAACAUCAAGGACGCAUCCAAGCCGCGUCCGAAGGGAUUGGAUGCGGAUCCGAGUUCUUUAUUGACUUGCCACUCUUUGAGAACAUGCAGUUGGCUUCGUCGUCGAAACCGAGGGACAAGGAGGGGUCGACGGCGACCUCUGUGACAGGAUCCCAAAGCUCCGCCGCAAUACAGGAUGAUAACACUCAUCACGUACUGGUGGUAGACGAUGUCGUGACCAACACGAAAAUGUUGGCGCGGUUACUCCAGCGGGCGGGACACAAAUGCGAAACUGCGGCCAAUGGGCAAGAAGCAGUCGAGGCAUUCCUGCGGCAGCAAAAGGAUGGCACCGAGAGACCGUUUGACACUAUUCUAAUGGACUUCGAAAUGCCUACAAUGAACGGGCCACAAGCAACAGAGCGGCUGCGUGAACUGGGCUGCAAAGCUUAUAUUUUCGGUUUGACAGGCAACGUCCUUGCGGAGGAUGUUGCAACUUUCAAACAGUCGGGUGCUGAAAUUGUGUUGUUCAAACCAAUUAACUUACCUUCGCUAGACUCGGCUUGGGAAGACAUGGACCUGAAAAAGAAGAGAAGAAGAGUAGGCGUGCCUGCUCCGCCGAAUGCUGAAAACGCUUGA
Seminavis robusta is the source of this 2946-nucleotide messenger RNA. Lineage: Eukaryota; Bacillariophyta; Bacillariophyceae; Naviculales; Naviculaceae. The record is from the annotation of a GenBank genome assembly.